Messenger RNA from Pseudoliparis swirei, 2987 nucleotides. RefSeq names its product transcriptional regulator QRICH1-like. NCBI's taxonomy places the organism in Eukaryota, Metazoa, Chordata, Actinopteri, Perciformes, Liparidae. The transcript has 12 exons. The record is from RefSeq and is a predicted model, not a curated record. The coding region runs from base 641 to 2809 and encodes 722 amino acids.
UUGCAAAAUAGUGUGUACAAUAAAUAAUAAAUGGAUCGUGGGAUUAAAAAGAAAUGGUUUAACUAUGCGAUAGAAAGUUUAAAUAAAUACGUAAUCAGAUAUUUGGAUCUGAAACGUCACGCGUGGGAUUUAACCCUCAACUGCCCAGAGCUUCCCGAGGUCCACUUGUUUAUUCAGCGCAUCUCUUCCGGACGACCUUAAAAGAUCCAUUCGCCAGUGAACCACUCGGAGCGGCCGUCUGGCAUAGCCGGCUUUUAAGGUGGACCGACAUCUACCCGACCUCCACGACCACUUCGCUGGUGCGGUACACGUUUAAGGUUCCAUCCCGGAAGCGUCAGUUACCGCGAUAACACGAUGCGGAAAGACCGCGAUAGUUAGAACUCGCUCUCCUAUUGGUCCGAUGACACCGUCGUAAGAUGGCGCCCUGCGAAAUAUGAGUAGAGGAAAAAUAAAAAUAACUAGUUUGCCAUUUCGCGAAAAUAAGGGAAACGGAAGAAUAAAGAAGGCGCAGGACGGGAGGAACACGCCAGCAGCUCUUAGCCUCUUAGUUGGAAGAGGGGCCAUCAUUUCGGCCCUUUUGAGGAAGAGAGCUAGCUGUAGCUAACGCGCCUGCUAGCUCCGGAGAUUCCUCCCGUAGAAGAUGAACAACGCGCUGGAGGGAUCGGGCUCCUACGAGGAGCUCGUGAGGCAGAAGGCUCGCAGCAUCCCUCAGCACCGCAUGAAGGAGUUCCUGGAGUCCUUGGCCACCAAGGGCCCCGACGCCCUGCAGGAGUUCAGCCAGCCGGGCGCAGACACCACGGCCACCGCCAUGGUCUACCAGCAGGAGGCCAACUGCAUCUACACGGACAGCACGGAGGUGGCGGGGUCGCUGCUGGAGCUGGCCUGCCCGGUCCAGCAGCCGCAGCAGGUCCACGAGUCCCGGCAGCAGAACCAAGAGCAACAGAUAGUUCAGGUGCAGAUCCAGGACCAGCAACAAGCUCAAAUACUGGGCCCGGUCCUCCACCUGCCCUCCGGCUCCCUGCAGCAGCUGCAAGGUGUGAUCACUGCACAGCUGAUUCAGCCGGGGGAACUCACGGAGGAGCAGCAUCAACAGCUGCAGGCCCAGCUGGUGGCAGCUGUAGCAGCAGGACAGCAGAUCCAGAUCCAGACUGUGGGGGCGCUGUCUCCCACCCAGCAGCAGGACGGCGGUGAGAGGAGAGCGCUGGGCGCCGCCACGUCACCGGGAGCAGCCGGCGUCUUCCAGCCGGCCAAGAAGCGUAAAGUGGACGUACCCAUCACGGUGUCCUACGCCCUGCCCGGCCAGCAGGUGGCCACGGUGCUGGCCCUUUCCCAGCCGCAGAGCUACGUGUCCCUGCGGCCGGACCUCCUAACGGUGGACAGCUCGCACCUCUACAGCACCACGGGCACCAUCACCAGCCCCACGGGGGAGACCUGGACCAUCCCCGUGUAUUCGGCCCCCGUCGGCUCCGGGGGCCGCGAGCAGCAGGUCACGCACAUCGCCAUCCCGCAGGACGCCUACGGAACGGUGCAGCUGGCGGCGCCAAACGCCACGACGACGACGCAGGUCGACGAGGACAAGCUGAAGAGUCAGAGUCAGACGGCGCAGGCCGUGUCCAGCAUCACGAGCUCGGGGGGGAUGGGCGGCGGCCCGGAGGAGGUGGUGCACACGCUGGCUUCCAGCGCGCUGUUCCCGGCCCAGCUGAUGAACGGGAACAUCCACAUCCCGGUGGCCGUGCAGGGCUACGGCAACGCCACGCAGUCCCUCAUCUGGGACCCGCAGCAGCAGGUGCUGCACACACAGGCGCUGUCGGGGCCGGACGCGCAGCACCUGCAGCUGUUAACGCAGGGGCAGACGCUGGUGUCCGAGGUGGACGGCCAGCAGCAGGUGCAGGAGCGGCUGCUGCCCGCCACCCUGAGGCCGGAGGAGGGGCUGGAGGUGUGGCGGCUCUGGGCCCAGCGCAAGAACCUCCAGCUGGAGAAAUCCGACACGCGCCGACUGGCGCCGAUCGGCCGGCGCCAGGCGCUGCGCUUCCAGGAGGACUUGGUGUCGUGUGCGGUGGCCGAGCUCUGCAUGGGCCUCUCGCUGAUGACCACGGAGGCUCGCGGGCUGGAGGAGGCGGAGUCCUACGAGGCCGACGUGCUCUACUACGUGUUCCUGUGCAUCCAGAAGUAUCUGUGUGAUAACGGCCGCGUGGACGACGUCUUCUCAGACCAGUACUACACUCGCUUCGCUCACAGUCUGCACCAGAUCCUGGAGCCCUGGAGGUCGUCGGUUCAUCCGCUGGGUUACAUCAUUCCCAGUCAUGUGACGGAGGAGAUGCUGUGGGAGUGUAAACAGCUGGGAGCUCACUCCCCGUCCACGCUGCUCACCACUCUGAUGUUCUUCAACACCAAGUACUUCCAGCUGCAGACCGUGGAGCAGCACCUCAGGGUGGCCUUCUCCAAGGUGCUGAGGCACACCAGGAAGAGCCCCAACAACCCCAAAGACAAGAGCACCAGCAUCCGCUACCUCCGGUCCACAGAGAGGCUCAUGGGACAGAGAGACGACAUGUACUCGGAGCAGCUGGAGGACCUGGAGAACCCCCUGCGCUGCCCCAUCAAGCUCUACGACUUCUACCUCUUCAAAUGCCCGCAGAGCGCCAAAGGUCGCAACGACACCUUCUACCUGACCCCGGAGCCCGUGGUGGCCCCCGACAGCCCCAUCUGGUACUCCACCCAGCCCACCUCCACGGACCAGCUGCAGCGCCUGCUCGCCCGCAUCCUCGCCAUCCGCGAGAUCCAGGACGCCGCCGGGGCGUCGGAGAGCUAGUCGGACUCUUAAAAAAGAAAAAAUGCUCUGGCGCCCUCUAUUGGCCGUGUUUAUAUUCAUCGUGCGUCUGUACAUACGUCGGCCUCUUUCUACGGACCCUGGACUCGCAUGUCGUGUUUCUGCUCUGAGCCUCAGUUCCCCUUUUUAUUUUAAUCUUUUAAUUAAAUAUUUUCACUAC